Rhineura floridana is the source of this 3347-nucleotide messenger RNA. It is a transcript of the gene GLOD4, whose product is annotated as glyoxalase domain containing 4. The record is from RefSeq and is a predicted model, not a curated record. The transcript is spliced from 9 exons. Bases 940 to 1836 code for a protein of 298 amino acids. Lineage: Eukaryota; Metazoa; Chordata; Lepidosauria; Squamata; Rhineuridae.
AGAAGCGCGUCCUUGCCUCAGUCUCUUGUCGCCGUGCCCGGCCCGCUCGUAGCGAAAAUCCGCUUCUUCGGGUUCCGGCUCCUCCUUCUCCUUAGCGGCCGCUGCCUUUGGUGAAUCCCCCACCAAGCCGGCCUGGGCUCCAGGUCUCUUCACAGGGCAAGGCUGGGGCCGAGGCGGGCUGGGGGUGACUGGCCGUUGCUCCCGCGCCUCCGCGGCGGAAGGCAGCACGCGGACGGGGCUCCUCCUUAGCGCGCGCACCCCUCGUCUGCUCCCCAAGGCCGGCCGCAGCAGCAAUAAGGGGGCCCGUGCUGCCCUCACGAAGGCCGCCAUGUUGGCUAUGGGCGUAAGCGUCGGACGGAAUUUCCUCCCCUUUCCUGAGUAUCGCGAGACUUCCGAUGCCAAUAGCAACGGCGUCCCUUGAUAGCCGCCCUGAAAACCGUAGAGAUUCAAGAGGUGUUAGAGUGGUAUUCUCGCUUUCUCCGAACUUCCGGUAAACAUUCGAGAGCUGCCAUUGGCUGCGAGUCUUUUGGAGAGGCAUAAAAGGGAAGAGUCACGCUCACAGUCAUUAUUAGAACUUUCGGUGUCACGCUUGUCACCAGACCUAUCGAGUAAUAGAGCGACACCAGUGUUCGUGGAAAAUCAUCAAUAACAAGCGUUCAAAACAAAUUUUAUCUAAAAUUCAAACUAGUUUUCCUUAACACUUUUUUUGUCUUUCACUCUUGGCACAAGAGUACUGUCGCUCUGAGCUGUAAACAUCUCGUCAGAUGAGAGUACUUCCUGUUCAAGUUGCUCGGCGCCGUGACGUCAUCGGUACGGGCCCGGAGAGGCAGAGAGGAACAGGCAAGCCAAAAAAGCUAAUCAAGCUACAGCGCUUGCUUGUGAACCACCGCUCUUGUCUGAACGGAUUUGUGAGGGGGGGGGGGAAGGCCCUGAAAAAAUAUGAAGGCUCGGCGCGCGCUGCACUUCGUAUUCAAAGUCGGCGACCGAGCUCAGACCGCGCGUUUUUACCGGGACCUACUGGGCAUGCGCGUUCUAAGACAUGAAGAAUUUGAAGAAGGAUGCAAGGCCACAUGCAACGGCCCCUAUGAUGGCAAAUGGAGUAAAACAAUGGUGGGCUACGGUCCAGAAGACAAUCACUUUGUCGCAGAGUUAACCUACAAUUACGGCGUUGGAGACUACCGCCUCGGCAAUGAUUUUCUGGGAAUGACUGUCGUGUCCAGCCAGGCCGUGAGGAACGCCCAAAAGCUGCAGUGGCCGCUCAAGGAAAUCUCGGCAGGCGUCUACGAAACGGAAGCCCCAGGAGGAUACAAGUUCUGCCUGCAAGACAAAGACUCGCCAAAGGAAGACCCUGUGCUGAAAGUUACCUUGGCCGUGUCCAGUCUGCAGAAGUCUGUGGACUACUGGUCGAAGUUGCUGGGCAUGAAGGUGUACGAGGAGGACGAAGGCAAGCAGAAGACCCUGCUUGGCUAUGCGGAUGACCAGUGCAAGCUGGAGUUGCAGGGUGUCGGAGGAGCCGUGGACCACGGAACAGCCUUUGGGCGGAUCGCCUUCUCUUGCCCCAAGGAAGAGCUGCCGGGCAUCGAAGCCUUGAUGAAAAAAGAGGGCCAGAAGAUCUUGACCCCUCUAGUGAGCCUGGACACGCCAGGGAAAGCCACGGUGCAAGUGGUCAUCUUGGCAGAUCCUGACGGCCACGAAAUCUGUUUCGUCGGGGAUGAAGCCUUCCAAGAGCUUUCCAGGGUGGACCCCAGCGGCGGGAAACUCUUAGAUGAGGCGAUGGCGGCCGACAAAAGCCACGAGUGGUUUGCCAAAUGCAACAUCCAAAAGCCUUCCGCGUAGCCUGGGCGGUGGAUCGGCCGGUCGGGGGUGCCUGUGCAGGGAACCUGGAAACUGAUGGUACUUUCCGAGCACAUGGAUGAGAAUUGCUGCUAUUGCCUGAACUCAUUUCUUUAAAAAUCUAAUUGCUUUUCCCUUUCCUCCUUUUUCGAAUCCAUGUUUAUUCCUUGUGUGUGCAAGCAUGGAGAGGAGACCUCUUGGCUUUCUAUCCAUCCUGUGUAGGUUUGAUGACUCACCAAACCAUAAUGCUGCUGCAUACUAUUGUUUUGUCCGCUGCUUGACAUGCAUACCUCUUUCCUAUUUUUUUUCUGUCCCUCUUAGGCAGCAAAAAACAAACAACAAAAACCCCAGGAAGAUUAUCUAACCCUUAAUAAGCUGCCAUAUGUAGGUGUGUUUUGGUGGUGGGGAAUCAUACUUUGUGCAGGACUGCGUUCAGUUUAGUCUUGCGAAUUUCGUUUGUAAAAACACGUUAAACAGCUCACUCUUUCUCUUUCCCACUGUGUUUUGAGGGAGUGGCGGUCGGGAAGAUUUAACUCCUUCGAUACGUUUUCACCCUUUCCGUCAGCCGUACAAAUUUCUGAGACGGGCUGGUCUUUUGAACCGUUGCAAAACCAAAAGAGUGAACGAUAUUUUUUUGUCCGCCUUUCAGCAAGGAUAGGACACAUCUGUAGCCCUCCAGAUGUCGUUGGGACUCCCAUCAGACCCAGUGGCCACACAUCAGGGAUGACAAGAGAUGGAGUCCAACAACAUCUGGAAGACCCCAGCUCCCUACAUCCUUAAUCAAAGUAGCCACAUUCCCUGCUGGACGCAAGAGAUGGAAGAACGCCUCUCUUUAGAAGAGCAUUCCCUCCUGAGAGGCCGCUUCUUCGAUCAAGGACAGAGAAACCUGUGGCCCACAGAUGCCGUUGGACUCCGACGGCCAGCAGCGAGCAUGGCCACUGGCCAGGGAUGAUGAGAACUGGAGUCCAGCAACGACUGGAGGGCCGCAGGUUCCUCACUUCUGUCUUAUAGGGAUCACUGACAGAUGACCACGCGAACGGCCCCCAAACCAUACAGAGGGCAUAUUUUUCUAAGCAUUCGCUUCCUCCUCAAGGCACGCUAGUUUUGGUUGGCCAGUUAUUUCCUGGAAAGCUUGUGCGACUGGGGACGGAAGAGGGCAGGGAGAAAGCAGACCUGUGACUUACCGUUAUUUGUGGAUUCCUUCUUUUCCUUCCAAAUGCAACCGCUUUGUUGUUCUAAAGAUGGCACAGCUUCGGGCAGGCAGACAGUUCCACCAUUCUGCGUGGCAGCUGUUCAACAGGUUAUGUCGCCAGCCGAGCGCCUCUCCCCACUGUCGCUUGGGGUUAGCGUGCCACAGUAUGUUCUUGCCUUUAAAAUGUAGCUUUGAGGUCACGCACAGUAAAACCGAUUCAAAGGCCUCUCCGCACAGAAUAGAAACUGCCUCAAAUAUCCAACUCUGCUACUGAGAAUUGUACAGAUGAGAUUUGCGGAAUAAAAAGCCUUUGGAUCCUGAA